CGAGCAGGACAGAAGUACUGAACUGGUCUUUAGACGAGGUCGAGUCAACGCGACACGCGUAUGCCAGACAGGAAGAUAUCGCUGCAGUAUUUUCCUCUAACGUGCCACCGUAACAUUAUUUAUACCUUUUCAUUAGCGCUGCCUUCCGCCUGGUUUGUUCACGCGAUGCAACAGUUGUAGUCGCAAACUAAGGACCAAGAACAUGGGACGGAAAGUGACCCUCACGACUUGCUCGUUGAAUCAGUGGGCGUUGGACUUUGACGGCAACUUGGAGAGAAUACUGAAGAGUAUUGAGAUUGCUAAAGCUCAUGGAGCCAAAUACAGACUGGGCCCAGAGCUGGAGAUAUGCGGUUAUGGCUGUGCGGACCACUUCUACGAAUCCGACACAUUGCUCCACAGCUUUCAGGUCCUGAGGAAGCUUCUAGAGUCUCCUAUCACCCAGGACAUCAUCUGUGACGUGGGGAUGCCCAUCAUGCAUCAUAAUGUGCGCUACAACUGCCGGGUCCUUUUCCUCAACGGCAAGAUACUUCUGAUCAGACCUAAAAUGCUGUUGGCCAACUACGGGGUCCACAGAGAGAUGCGCUGGUUCUCACCUUGGAAGCAGUCAAGGCAGGUAGAGGAGUAUUUUCUGCCCCAAAUAAUCCAGGAAGUAACAGGGCAGGACACAGUCCCAUUCGGUGACUGUGUGCUGUCCACGAGGGACACCUGCAUUGGCACUGAGAUGUGCGCUGAGCUCUGGAACCCCAAAAGCCCCCAUAUUCAGAUGGGUCUGGAUGGGGUUGAAAUCUUUACUAAUUCGUCUGCCAGCCACCACGAGCUCCGCAAAGCUGACCAAAGAGUCAACCUGGUCAAGUCAGCCACCAUCAAGAGUGGCGGUAUCUACCUUUAUGCCAACCUGAGGGGGUGUGAUGGAGACCGUGUCUACUAUGAUGGUUGUGCCAUGCUGGCCAUCAACGGAGACAUCGUGGCACAGGGAGCACAGUUCUCUCUUCAUGAAGUGGAGGUCAUUACAGCCACAUUUGAUCUUGAGGAUGUGCGUAACUACCGAGGGGAAAUGUGCCAGCCGAACAUGGAAAUUGAACCCAAACCUUGUCACAGGGUCAAAGUUGACUUUACUUUAUCCAGUGGCAACGAUAUCCACCUCCCGACCCACCAGCCAAUAACAUGGCACUUCAAUUCACCAGAAGAAGAAAUCAGUCUAGGGCCGGCCUGCUGGCUGUGGGACUAUCUGAGGAGAAGUGGACAGGCUGGUUUCCUGUUGCCUCUGAGUGGAGGAGUCGACAGCUCCUCCACCGCCUGCAUCGUCCACUCGAUGUGCGUGCUGCUCUGCCAAGCUGUAGAGGACGGCAACAGCCAGGUACUGGAGGACGUCCGCAGAGUGGUAGGGGAUGACUCCUACCGUCCUCAGGACCCGAGAGAGCUUUGUGGUCACAUCUUCACCACCUGCUACAUGGCCAGCGAAAACUCCUCGGAGGACACAUGCAGCAGGGCUAAAGGCCUGGCCAAUCAGAUCGGCAGCACACACAUGAAUAUUAACAUAGACAUGGCAGUGAAAGGCAUUCUGGGUAUCUUCUCAGUCAUUACUGGACGGUGGCCUCAGUUCCGUGUCAACGGAGGAAGCCACAGAGAAAACCUGGCUCUGCAGAAUGUACAGGCCCGAGUCAGAAUGGUCCUGGCCUACCUGUUUGCCCAGCUGGGUCUGUGGGCCCGGGGGAAGCCAGGUGGAUUGCUGGUGCUGGGCUCAGCCAACGUAGAUGAGAGUCUGACAGGAUAUUUCACAAAGUACGACUGCUCCAGUGCCGACAUCAACCCCAUAGGAGGCAUCAAUAAGACGGACCUGAAGAGCUUCCUGCUCUACUGCGUCGAGCGGUUCCAGCUCACCGCUCUGACGGGCAUCCUGUCUGCUCCGCCCACAGCUGAGCUGGAGCCGCUGACGGAUGGGCAGGUGUCUCAAACAGACGAGGCAGACAUGGGACUGACCUACUCUGAGUUAUCCGUGAUCGGUCGGCUGAGGAAGAUCUCCAAGUGCGGCCCCUUUAGUAUGUUCUGUAAACUUAUUCACGCGUGGAAGGACGCGCUCUCACCCGCUGAGGUGGCCGAGAAGGUGAAGCACUUCUUCCGAAUGUACUCUGUGAACCGCCACAAGAUGACCACGGUGACACCGUCAUACCACGCCGAAAGCUACAGCCCUGACGACAACCGCUUUGACCUCCGACCUUUCCUCUACAACACACGCUGGACCUGGCAGUUCAGGUGCAUCGACAACCAGAUACCACUGCUGAGGGUUCCUUUGCUGGUUGCUGCUGCUGGAGGGAUGUCCUGGCAGGCUGGAGUAAAGGAUGCGCCCCCUAGAGCAGAACCUUUAAAUGCAGUGUCCCAGAUGGCACCCCAUAACACCCCAAAACAAUAAUAACCUACGUCAUCAGGGUCCUGAGAAAAUCCACAUCUGUGACCAAUCAAGACUUGAUUAUUUGGGCAUUUGUGUUCCUGUCAGUAAAGCCAAAUCUGCUGCACUGUGUUGGCAAAGCGGGAGAAAGAAAUCCUGAUUUUCUGGGACUAAAUCAAACCUUUGUUCUACCUCGGUGUCACAGAUGUUAUCAGGGCUCUCCUUCCCAGACGUUGCUGAGGUGCAUUUGAUGUCUUUCCCCAGGUGAAAGCAGUAAUGCCUUCAUUUAUGGCAAACUAUGCAACAAGAAAUAAUUUCUGCCCCACCUCUCUUUACAUUGUAUGUGAUUAGUACCAACUACGAUUUAAAUAAUAUUCCUAACUCCCAAACCCACUGCAAGGGUUUUCAAAGUUGAUGUCUGAUUGAUCACGUAUGUGAUGUAGUUAAUAUAUCUUUGUCAUAUUAGUUAUAUGGUGUUAAAGCUAAGAAAAAUAACAGCUUAUAUUCAUGUUGUGGCCAUUAAAAAACAAUUUCUAAUAAAUGUUCUAUAGAGAUUUUUUGUCAAAUCAAUAGUUUUAUUUUUUUUUACGACAGAUUUAUUUAAAGCAAUUGUCCCCGUAUGAAUCACUUUUUAUUGAGAUUUUAAAAAAGCAGCUUUCAACCUCCAUGGUGGGAGAUGAAGAGUCAAGGAAUUGAUACAGUUAUAGGGAUUCAUCCUCUGGGCACCAUGGAUAUCUUUACAAAAAAACCAAAGCGAUCGUCCAAUAGCUGCUGAGAUACCCAAGUCUUACCUUUAAACAUCUCAACACCUCUUGGAUGAACCAACCAACAUUGCCGUAUUCGGAGCCUUGCCAAUGAAUUUUAAAGCAUUUUGUCAGCGUUAAUGCGUUAAUCUAUGCAAUUAAUUUGGCUGCGAUUAACGCACUAAAAUAUUUUAACGCAACUUUGUUUACUUCCGGUGUGCGUUGAUGUGUUUGCACUCCUGAGUGUCAAGCCGCGGCAGUGCGGUUUGACACGGUUUCUGUUUUUAAACAAUAAAAUACAACCAAUGAACACUAAGUAAAUCACAAAGGACCGACCCACACCACACAGGUGAGGCUCAUUAGCAACCUGUCAGUCAGAGAAGAGAGAGAACACGGCGUGAGGACAACUGAGCCUCAUUAUAUAGAGCUGAGAUUGUUCUGGAAUGUUUGAUGUAUAACGCGUGGUAACUGGGGAUGUGUCGUAUGCAAAAGCCUUUAAAAGGUGAAUUUACAUUUUUUUGGAAAAUGGAGAAAAUGAGCCCAGACUCCAGAGGGAUAACGUGACAUAUUUGAACGUCAGUCAGUUUACCAAGGCCACUGGUUCUGCUGUUGUUCAAUGUUAAAGAUGACAGGACCAAUGGGGUCUCAAAUAUACUUCUUUUUUUUUACUAAUUUGGAUGUUUCACUGACGAAACAAUUUAUCAUCCACAAUAUUAAAUACCUCGCUGGCACUUUAUAUGUAGGAGCUUCUUUGAAACACAGCUCUGUUUUUUCUUCUUUUGUAUUACUGUACUGUCAUGUGUGAUGUGUGCUUUCCAUUUCACUCUGCUUGCAUUCUUAAAUUACAUCAACCUGCCAAGGGACUACAGAUGGAAACUAGCCUCCCGGCUAUAAUCUGGCAUAUUUACAUGUACAUUGUACUGUCAAUCAAUAUGCACUGUCCCUUAUUCUCUAAAUAAAUAAAUAAAUAAUAAAUAAGAAGAAAAACAAUGCAUUAAUUGCGUUUAAUUAAUUUCAAAAUGUGUGAUUAGUUAAUUUGUUUAAUCGAUUGACAGCCCUAAUUUUAAGACAUCUUGGAAGAUUUUGAAAAUGGAAGGAUAUUACGUUUUUAUUUUCAUUCAUUUUUAAGUUGUCAAGUGUAUUUUAUGACAAUACUUAAGGGUUGAUUUGUAAAAUAAAGGAUUGCUGGUCA
Messenger RNA from Pseudoliparis swirei, 4321 nucleotides. It is a transcript of the gene nadsyn1, whose product is annotated as NAD synthetase 1. Gene Ontology annotation, molecular function: ATP binding; NAD+ synthase (glutamine-hydrolyzing) activity; glutaminase activity. The transcript is spliced from 22 exons. NCBI's taxonomy places the organism in Eukaryota, Metazoa, Chordata, Actinopteri, Perciformes, Liparidae. Gene Ontology annotation, cellular component: cytoplasm. Gene Ontology annotation, biological process: NAD+ biosynthetic process. The record is from RefSeq and is a predicted model, not a curated record. The coding region runs from base 203 to 2410 and encodes 735 amino acids.